GGCGGAGCGACGCAGGGACGAGUGCAGAGAGAUAAACCCACUCUGAAAUCACCAGGGUCGGGGAUAAAGAUAGUGAAACCCGCCGUCCUGCUUUCACCGAGCACUGUUUAUACAUUUCAUCACUUCAUCAGAGAGAGGGAGGCCAGCCCAGGAUGAACGGCGACUCAGGUGCCGGCGUGGUGACGGCCCCCCCUCCCACCACAGCCCCUCACAAGGAGCGCUACUUUGACCGGGUGGACGAGAGCAGCCCAGAGUACCAGAGGGAGAGAAACAUGGCGCCCGACCUGCGGCAGGACUUCAACAUGAUGGAGCAGAGGAAGAGGGUCUCCAUGAUCCUACAGAGCCCGGCAUUCUGCGAUGAGCUGGAGACAAUGAUCCAGGAUCAGCUGAAGAAGGGGAAGACGCCCACCAGCCUGCUGGCUCUGCAGCAGAUCGCUGACUUCAUGACCACCAGCAUGCCUUCCAUGUAUCCCGCCGCGCCACAGGGAGGCAUGGCGGCCCUAAACAUGAGUUUGGGUAUGGUGACUCCAGUGAAUGAUCUGCGUGGCUCAGACUCUAUUUCCUACGACAAGGGAGAGAAGCUGCUCCGCUGCAAGCUGGCUGCCUUUUAUCGGCUCGCUGACUUGUUUGGCUGGUCCCAGCUCAUCUACAACCACCUCACAGUAAGGGUGAACUCAGACCAGGAGCGCUUCCUGAUUGUCCCUUUUGGGCUCCUUUACAGUGAAGUCACCGCUUCCAGUCUGGUGAAGAUAAACUUUCAAGGGGAGAUAGUGGACCGGGGAAGCACCAAUCUCGGGGUCAACCAGGCCGGCUUCACUCUCCACUCCGCCAUUUACGCUUCACGGCCAGAUGUCAAGUGUAUCGUACAUAUACACACACCUGCGGGUGCUGCGGUGUCGGCCAUGAAAUGCGGCCUGUUGCCCAUCUCACCUGAGGCACUCUCCCUGGGUGAAGUGGCCUAUCAUGACUACCACGGCAUACUGGUGGAUGAGGAAGAAACUACUCUCAUACAGAGGAAUCUUGGGCCAAAAAGCAAGGUGCUCAUCCUGAGGAACCAUGGCCUGGUGUCAGUCGGCGAAACAGUGGAGGAAGCUUUUUAUUACAUCCACAAUCUGGUCACUGCCUGUGAGAUCCAGGUGCGAACACUGGCCAGCGCUGGAGGGCCAGACAAUCUGGUGAUGCUCAACCCAUCAAAGUACAAGUCACGCCCGCCGGUCCCAGAACCAGCCGGCGACGGGUCCGCCACACACCCCAAGUGGCAAGUCGGGGAGCAGGAAUUUGAGGCUCUCAUGAGAAUGCUCGACAACUUGGGCUACAGGACGGGCUACCCUUACCGCUGCCCGGCAUUGCGAGACAAAGCUAAAAAGUACAGUGACGUGGAGAACGCUCCCUCUGCCCACGGUGGUUACUCAUACGGGGAGGACAGUGACUCAGGUGCUCGCUCCCCGCUGAAACAGAGCUUCCAGCGCGGCCAGCGCGACAAGACCCGCUGGGUCAAUGCCGGCGGCCGGCCUGACGAGCCCUGUGAGGACGGGCCCGACGGCAGCAGCCCAAAGUCGAAGCCUAAGUGGACAAAGGAAGACGGUCUCCGCCAGGCUGCCGUAGCCAAUCAGUUCAUCCCAAUGAACACCAAUCCAAAAGACGUCCUGGAAAUGAGGAAUAAGAUCCGGGAGCAGAACCUGCAGGACAUAAAGACAGCAGGACCCCAGUCUCAGGUUCUGUGUGCCGGCACCGUGGUGGAACGCUCCUUUAACCAGGGGGAGCUAGUGACCGCAUCCAAGGCCAUCAUCGAGAAGGAGUACCAGCCCAAGGUCAUCGUCAGCAAGCAGGGUCCCAACCCCUUCACCAAGCUCACCGACCAGGAACUGGAGGAGUACCACAAGGAGGUGGCGCAGAAACAGAAAGGGCCUGAAGUGCAGGGGCGAGAGGAUUGUAGGGAGGGAUCAGCCUCCAGCGUACCCUGUCCUGAGCCUGAGACGCUACAGGCAGGACAAGCUUCUGUCUCGACACCUCCUCUACAGUCUGCCACCGACUCACCCAACUUAGAGAGAGCUCCGCCAACUCCAACUGCCACUCCAGCCACCCCGGCCACUCCGGCUUCUGAGCUCGCCCUCUCUGAGCCAGCUCAGGGCGGCGCAGACUCUGCAGACGACGUUUUUUCGACAGCAGAAGAGGUUUUUUCAGCUCCAGAUUCCCCUCACAAGGAGUUCCACUCCGCCGUGCUGCGAGCCCUCAGCAAGGAGCCGUCGGUGGUAGAGGCAGCGAAGGCAGAUCAGGCUGCAGACCUGGAGCAGCUAGUAGAGCCUGAAGAGGAGGAGCCCCAAAGCCAGAAACAAACCAACACACCACCCAGCACCCCAGUCAGAGCAGAGGAAGAGUCCCCGCCUGAACAAACCUUUAAGGAUGAGAGCGACGCCGCCACCCUGAGACAGACCCUUCCAGAUUUAACACCCGACGACCCCUCCGACGCCCCAGCACUUCCUGCCGAGGACUCCGCCCCUGCCCCUGCCACUGCAGACGCAGCCGAGGUGGAGGAGCCCGCUGACGCUGGCGACCAGGAGGGAGAAGAGUCUCCCAGCAAAUCACCCUCCAAAAAGAAAAAGAAGUUCCGCACUCCUUCCUUCCUAAAGAAAAACAAAAAAAAGACAGAGUCCUAGAUUUGAGAAUGUUGGAUCGGUCCUCAAGGCUGGCCUCCGCCUCUUUUCAUUUCAGCUUUUCGUCUGCUAUCAUCGCACCCUUCGAGCAAGCCACAGUAACACACAGUUAUGCUUUUUUUGUUGUCGUUUUGAUAUUAUUUGUCGCUGGCUUAUUAACCUCUUUUUCCUCGUUAGUGUGUGCCAAUUUUGUAUACAGUGUAAAAAUGAUUGAUUGCAUAAAGGUUUUUAAUUAUUAGAGGCUUUUUAGUUGUGAGUGAGUGAUGCAUUCUGUCUUGUCCACUCAAUCUGGCCUUUGAUGCAUGUCUAUAACUACAGGCCCACACACUUAAUGUGAGGUUUAAGGGUUUGACCGCCCUCAUUUUUUAAAAGAGUAUUACUAAGCUGUUGUAACCGCUAGAAUGUAUUGGGAUUGUAUGAAAAAAAAAAUAUGUCAAAGUGUCUUUUAAAAAUAAUGAAUGCAGAAAGAGACGCGUGUACUCUCUCAUUUAACUGGUGGUAAAUUUGGACAGAGAGAACUACAAAUUGCAUAGUGCUAAUUUUACCUCUGAAGCUGUGCACCCAUAUAAUUAGCAGGCCAGGAGUACAACAGUGCAAAAUCCAUAUUAAUAUUAAUGUCUCAACAAUCCAAUAUUUUGAUUAAAUCAUCCACAAGGGUGUUUGACUUUAUCUUAAAAAACUUCUACCCACAAGCAUUUAACACGGCCUUAACUUACAGGUAUGUUGUAUAGUGCUUUAGGUCUUUGUAUGAUGUGGAAGUUAAUAUUCCUCAAAACCAGUGCUGCAAAAAUGCAGAUGAUAAUGUUUAAACCAAGUGAUGUAAAGCGUGUGAGUCAUCCUGGGAACCAUCAGCAUGCAUUGUGCUUGGUGAUUAUUCUGACGGUUGAUAAUAUAUUUGCUGUAAGUCUUUAGAAUGAAGGAAUGUGUAAAGAACAAAUUCUCAGUUUAUGUUUUUUUUUCAUUUAUUCUAAUUAUUUGAGACUGGCUUUGUUUUGCAUUUACCCCGUGAUUUCUCUCCGUCUCUGUAAAAGUCAGAAACCGACAGAAAUGCUACAUAUUGUGUGAGAUUUUUCAUUUUUGUUCUCGAUUGUGUAUGCUUUUUCUCACAAGUAGAUUGAGCCAUGAUUGCUUGGUGUGAGAGAGCACUGUGAACGUCCUCUUUUAUAAACCACUGUCUGGGAACGCCACCACACGUUCUAUCAUAAACAUAGAUACAGUUGUUACAGAACAUGUAAAUGACAAUGUCACUGUUACGAAGCUGCAUGAUCAAUCAAAUGUCAGAACCCUCAAACUGGACUUUCCUGUGUAAAAACUCCACUCUGAGCAAAUGGAUUUUGUCAUUGAAUACCUGUGUGUUUCCAGUUGCCGUAAAAACACAUUGUACACUGGAGAAGAAUUUUCUUUUUACGUCACUGAUGUGUAAUCAAUAAUGUGAUUGCAAAUGAGCUGUGCUUAAGGUUGCAGGGCAUUAAUAACAAGGCCAUCUCCAUGCAUUGCUUCCUAACUUGUGUUUAUUCCUCCUGUUUAAGUGAAGUCAUCAGUCUAACUCAUGGUGAUGGGAAGAUUCAGCCUAAUCUGAGAUGCCUAAUAAACCUUUCUUCAUGACAGACUGUGUAUCUACAUUAUUGCAAAUAAGCUGAGAAUGUCUAACAGGACUGCAUGUGCAGAGUGCUUAGAGUGUGUACUUUCCUUUAAACGACUGUAACUACCCCUUUUUAUUUGAAUUUUAUUUUAGCUUUAGUGUGCAGAUACAAUGCUAAAGUCCUUGUAGUCAUGGUUUUUAUUUGAGUCAGUCGUACAUUUUUUAACCUCACAGCUAUGCUGAUUUGUAAUCUCUGUCUAAACUACUUCCAAUUAAAAUGUGUCUCAUCAUUAUAACAUCUACAGACUUAAUACUUCCACCUCUUUUUCUCAUGGUUCUGCCUCUUUUACACCAUGAAUAAAAAACACUACCUUGAAAAUCA
Centropristis striata (black sea bass) is the source of this 4618-nucleotide messenger RNA. RefSeq names its product adducin 1 (alpha) (gene add1). The record is from RefSeq and is a predicted model, not a curated record. Gene Ontology annotation, cellular component: postsynaptic density; cytoskeleton; focal adhesion. Lineage: Eukaryota; Metazoa; Chordata; Actinopteri; Perciformes; Serranidae. The coding region runs from base 153 to 2657 and encodes 834 amino acids. Gene Ontology annotation, biological process: positive regulation of adherens junction organization; positive regulation of establishment of endothelial barrier; barbed-end actin filament capping. Gene Ontology annotation, molecular function: actin filament binding. The transcript has 16 exons.